This is a messenger RNA of Solanum pennellii, 729 nucleotides long. RefSeq lists its product as uncharacterized. Lineage: Eukaryota; Viridiplantae; Streptophyta; Magnoliopsida; Solanales; Solanaceae. The coding region runs from base 1 to 729 and encodes 242 amino acids. Gene Ontology annotation, molecular function: nucleic acid binding; zinc ion binding. The transcript has 5 exons. The record is from RefSeq and is a predicted model, not a curated record.
AUGAAGGUUCAGAUCAUGCCUCCUCGUAGAGCUAAUGCAAGGAAUGUGAAUGCCAGGAAUGCAAACGCAACUCCUCCUGUCCCUGAUAAGGAAAGUAUGACCAACCAGAACAGUGGGGUUCAUGCUCCUAUAAAUGCAAAUGGUAGAUCAGCAACAGCAAGGGUUCAUGACUUUGUUAGGAUGAAUCCGCCUGAGUUGUUAGGAUCACAGCCUAAUGAGGACCCUCGGAAUUUCUUGCAUGAGGUCAAGAAGAUGUUUGAGAGCCAGCAAAAGUUUUCAGCUCUAGCCCCUUGGUCAGCUAGUGUUCCAUCCUCCAAGAACAGCUAUGACCAGAAAGUUAAAGCACCAGGCUCUAAGUCUCAGGAAAGUGUUUCAGGAACAAAGACUUACCCUACUUGCCCCAAGUGUGGUAAGAACCAUCUGGGCAAGUGUCUCGCAAAAAAAGAAGGAUGCUUUGGGUGCGGUAAGUCUUGUCACAGGUUGAGGGAUUGUCCUUCUAGACAGUGUCAAGAAGGUGGAAAUGGUAGAUCUUAUUCUACAACUUCACCAGCACCAACAAGUCGCCCGACUCAGCAGGGUAACUCAUCUGGUACAGAUCCAGCGGCUACUCUUUGUUUUGUAACUCCUUACAUAGCAGUCCAAUUCAGUGGUAGUGUAGAUACUCUCUCAGAACCUGUCUCAGUCUCUACUCUAGUCGGUGACCCAGUUAUAGCUAGAUGGGUAUACUGA